ACAACUACUCGUCAACCCAGAUCGUUUGCGAGCUUGUUCGGUCGCAGCUGUCGUUCCAUACUUCCCAACCGUUUAUCCCCGUCUCCCACCUUUCUUUCCCAUUUUAGAACCAGUUAAAAUCUCUCUCUUCUCAAUUCCCUCUCAUUCCCUCCUACUCCUCAUUCCUUUACUCCGUUACUUACAUUGCUAUGGAUAAACGACGCAGAAAGCAGCCCAAGAUCUCCACUACCCACGACUCUGAAGAAGUCAGUAGCAUUGAGUGGGAAUUCAUUAACAUGACGGAACAAGAAGAAGAUCUCAUUUAUAGGAUGUAUAGGCUCGUAGGCGACAAGUGGGCACUCAUAGCGGGCCGGAUUCCAGGCCGGAAGCCCGAGGAGAUAGAGAGGUUUUGGAUAAUGAGACAUGGAGAAGGGUUCGCCGGGAAGAAAGAAGGUCGUGAUAGCUGAAGGAACUGCCUUUGGCCGUUGUUUUUUUUUUUUUUCUUGUCAUUUCUGUUGUUGUAAGAUUUUUGUUCGUUUUUAGAAAAUUAUCAGUUGCAUUUUUCUUUCCUUUAUUCUGGUUGACAUGUAAAUCUUAUUAUCUGUUUCCGACGACCACAACCAUAAAAGUGUUCCUAAGAUAA
Magnolia sinica is the source of this 622-nucleotide messenger RNA. Its product is annotated as transcription factor TRY. NCBI's taxonomy places the organism in Eukaryota, Viridiplantae, Streptophyta, Magnoliopsida, Magnoliales, Magnoliaceae. Bases 189 to 446 code for a protein of 85 amino acids. The record is from RefSeq and is a predicted model, not a curated record. Gene Ontology annotation, molecular function: transcription cis-regulatory region binding. Gene Ontology annotation, cellular component: nucleus. The transcript is spliced from 3 exons. Gene Ontology annotation, biological process: cell differentiation.